Aptenodytes forsteri (emperor penguin) is the source of this 2169-nucleotide messenger RNA. RefSeq names its product PAT1 homolog 2 (gene PATL2). The transcript is spliced from 18 exons. NCBI's taxonomy places the organism in Eukaryota, Metazoa, Chordata, Aves, Sphenisciformes, Spheniscidae. Gene Ontology annotation, biological process: deadenylation-dependent decapping of nuclear-transcribed mRNA; P-body assembly. Gene Ontology annotation, molecular function: RNA binding. The record is from RefSeq and is a predicted model, not a curated record. The coding region runs from base 1 to 2148 and encodes 715 amino acids. Gene Ontology annotation, cellular component: P-body.
AUGGCCGAGGAGGACGAAGAGCUCGACCUGUACAAUGAGAUGACUUUUGGGUUAGACCGAGACUCCACUGAGGAGGAUGCCGCAAAACACCUGAUGCCUCUGGAGAUGAGUCCUGAGCUGGCUGAAGUAGUGGCAGAGGAGACCGAGGCUGGGGAAGAACCAGGGCCUGGAGUGGCUGAGCAACUGGAGGAGCUGGGAGAGCCCCAGGAGGAAGGUGGGAUGGAGCCGGAGGUUGAGCAGGUCGGCUCCGAGUUGGAGGAAGAGGACGAGGAGCUGGGGACUGAGGAGCAGGAGGAAGACCAGGAGCCCUGCGAGGAGCCCAAUGACCUGGGAGACCCGGCAGUGAUGAAAGCCGUGCAGAGCAAACCCACGCUGGAGAGCCAGGACUCGGCGGUGCUGGACAGCAGGAUUGGUGCUUGCUGGGCAGAGUUCGGCAAAGAGGACGUGCUGGCGAUGGAUCCUGCGGUGUGGGGCUCCUGCCCUGGCAGCAUCCCGCCCCACCAUGUGCUGGAGGAUAAAGCCAUCCUCCAGGUCCUGGAGAGGGCCCCACCAUCCACCAACGUGGCCCUCGACUUCCUCGGCUCCCCCAUGCAGAGGGGCUACGGGGGCUCUCCCCGGCUCAAACGCCCCGACUUCAGACUGAUGUCCCCCAAGUCCUUCCCCCAGCGCUUUCUCCGGCAGCAGUCACCUCUGAUGCCUCGUUCACCAUGCUCCCCUCGGCCCUUCACGCCAGCUCGCAGACCCUCUCCGCUCUUUGCUUCCAACCAGACCGCAGGGUACGCGGCUCCGACCCCUUUCCGGCCCAUGUCGCCCAACAUCAGCAGCCCGCCGCGGCCUCUCGCCAUGCACUUCGGUCCUAUGUCUCCCUCUUUGGACCCUGCUCUCUUCUUCAGUCCAUCAGCCAGCAGCCAACUGAACCUCAGUGUGCCCAGCCAUAUGACCCAGCUGCACCCCCAGCACCAGCGGAUCCUGACCCAGCGGCAGCAGCAAGGUGGGCAGGUGCAGAGCACCUCCCCCAAGAAGCUGUGGUCUCCUAAAAUGGACCCUUACUCUGGGCUGAUGACCUCCAAGGAGAAGGACUGGGUCAUUAAGGUGGAGAUGAUCCAGCUGCAGAGCGAGAACAUGGAUGAUGACUACUACUACCAGACGUACUACCAGCGACUGGAGCACAAACAGGUGGAAGAGGAGCUGCUCGGCCGGCGCAACAAGCAGGAGCCCCCCAAGCUGGUCACGCCGUUCAUCCAGAAAGUGGAGACGUACGACUCUGUGGUGCGCAUCGCGGGCUCGCUGGGCCAGGUCGCGGUGUCCACCUGCUACAGCCCUCGCCGGGCCAUUGAUGCUGUGCACCAUGCCCUCGUGGAGGAGGCUGCGGGGAGCCACCGGCUUCGGGCGCUGCACAGGAUCGAGAAGCUCUUCCUGCAGCUGCUGGAAGUGGAGGAGAUGCAGCGGAAGAUGUCUCUGGCCCUGGAGGAGCAGCAGCCCUGCUGUCAGGAGCAGAAGAGCCAAGAAGUGGAGCGUAUCUACCAAGCCUUGAAAAUCAGGGCUUGCAGCAGUGAAGAGGAGGCAGAGGAUGAAUUCCUGCAACUCCUGUGUGUGCAGAAGGGCAAGAAGCUCACGGCCCGGCUGCUGCCCCACCUGACCCGGGAGCAAGCGGAGAAGAUCCUGCUGACCGUCACCCACCACCUGCCCUUCCUCAUGAAGAAGGACGUGUUGGAUGAGUCUCUCCCCCUGCUCUACAGCCCCUUUAACAAGGUGGUGGGCGGGAUGACCUUCAGCAAACUCAUAGAGGUCCUGCAGGAGAUGACCAGGCCUCUACCCGAGUCUCCUGAGCUCCCCCUCGCCAUGGCCUUGAAGAACCAGUUUGGGAUCUCCUUGCUCUACUCCCUGCUGAGCCACGGCGAGAGGCUGCUGUCCUCCGACACGCCGCUGGAGCCACGCGGCGGGGACUUCGAGACGUGGACAGACACGGUAUUCCUGGUCGCCCGGGAGCUGUCACAAGUGCCCAAGGCCUCGCUGGUGGAGCCUCUCUUCUUGCCCAGCAACCUUCUCUCUCUCUUCUGCCGCUACCUGGACAAGCAGACCGUCCACCACCUGGAAGCCAAGAUGGAGUGCUCCCCGCUGCCGUCGGAGGCUGCCAUGCCGUGCUGAGCCCUGGGAACUGGGGAUGGG